AUGAGUCUAAUGACAAAAAGAAUAAUAAAAGAGCUUGAAUAGCUUAGAAAUGAUCCACCAUCAUCAUUUGUGGCUUAAUGCAUUAAUAACAACCUUUAUGAAUGGCAUUUUACAAUUAGAGGUCCAGAAGAUUCAGAUUAUUCAGAAGGGAUUUAUCAUGGAAAAAUAGAGCUUCCUGUUGAUUAUCCAAUUAAACCUCCAAACAUUUUUUUUCUUACUCCAAAUGGAAGAUUUGAAGUAAAAACAAAAAUUUGUUUGAAUAUAACUAAAUUUCAUCCUGAAAAUUGGAAUCCUAGUUGGACAAGUAAUAUUAUUAUAUAUAUUUAUUUAGUUAGAACUAUGAUAGAAGGAAUAAUAUAACAUUUCCAUGUGAAAGAUUUUGCAGUAGGUUCAAUUCAAUAUACAUCUAAUUAAAUAAAAAGCUUAGCUUAAGCAAGUCAUAAAUGGGAAUGUGAUUUAUGUGGUCCAAUUGUUAAAUUAAUUUCUCCUAAAAUAAAACAAGAAAAAAAAGAGGAAUAGCCAUAAUCUAAAAAAGAUGAAUAAUUUUAAGUUAGAAAUGAUGAUUAAAAGACUGAAAAUUCAAGCACAUAAAAUACGAAAAAUUAAGAUCAGGAUUAAUUUAAAUCUCAAUAAACAAAAGAAUAGGUAUAAUAAUAAUAAAGUUAUUUGUUUAAAUAAACAGAAUAAAAAUAAAAGAAAGAAAGUGAUAAAAGAAAAGAGAUAUAAAAGAAUGAUUAUUCUGAUGAUGAAUAAGAAAUUCCUAUGACUAAAAAAUAGACUGUAGAAUUAGAAAAGCUUCUUUGGAAAGCUAUGAAUCCAGAUAUAUUGUAAGCUCAUUUUUAAUUAAGAACUUAACUUUAAUAAACAGAUAAUCUUCAUCCAUAAUAACUCUAAUAUUUUGAUUAAAGUAAUUAUUAUAUAUGAUUUAAUAAUUAGUUUAUAAAAUGAUGGAAGAAGAAGAGAAAGUAUAAAAGUCUUUAGUGCUUAAUAAAUAAAAAGAAGAAGAUAUUAAUAAGAAAGAAGAUGAGAAUGAAAUUGAAAAACCAUAAACAAAUAAAUAAAAUAAAUAUUCAUCUUAGAUUAUGUUGAUAAAUAUAAUUCUAUUGACUUUAAUAUUUGGAAUUGUAUUUGUAAAUUUUGGAGAAUUAAUUGAAUAGAAAACUUAGGAAUGGUUAUUAGUUAAAUGA
This is a messenger RNA of Paramecium primaurelia, 1187 nucleotides long. The record is from the annotation of a GenBank genome assembly. NCBI's taxonomy places the organism in Eukaryota, Ciliophora, Oligohymenophorea, Peniculida, Parameciidae.